This is a messenger RNA of Rangifer tarandus platyrhynchus (Svalbard reindeer), 10104 nucleotides long. The record is from the annotation of a GenBank genome assembly. Lineage: Eukaryota; Metazoa; Chordata; Mammalia; Artiodactyla; Cervidae.
AUGCCGGAAUCUCCGCAGUCCCCGCAACGGAGGGAGUGCAGUAGCGGUUGCCUCAACGGGGAUAUCGCGGCACACACGUCUAAAACCACGAAAGCAGCUGUUGCCUCUAGUGCUGGUGCACACACGCGUGAAACCUCUAAAGCUGCUGUUGCCUCUAGUGCUGGUGCACAUACGCCUGAAAUCUCUACAGCAGCUGUUGCCUCUAGUGCUGGUGCACACACGCCUGAAAUCACUAAAGCAGCUGUUGCCUCUAGUGCUGGUGCACACACGCCUGAAAUCACUGAAGAGGCGGUUUCCUCGUAUGAUGGUGCCGCCUGCCCGUGCGAAGAGGCGGGCGCUCCCGCAGAGCACGACUCUUCUUCAAGUUUAUCCUCAUCUGAUUCUUCUUCUCCUGCGGAGUCCUCACCACCAUCCUCAUCAUCCGUGGAGGACAAGUAUGACGCCAUGAACGCUUUACCCGGCGAAGCAGCAUCUCCCCCGAAGUGUCAAGGUGACGAAGUGGCCGUGUCCACGGCUGCACUGACGCCCCCCACGACUUCAACAGGCAGCCGCACAAGGUCAGCAGAAGAGGCGAAAGGUCGCACUGCGACACCUGCGAGCAUAGAAUCUGCAGAAGAGGAGCAACGUGAACUGAAGACAAACUCUAGCGUUUCGCGGGCGGCACUGCAGCAGGCCAGCGACUAUCUCACAAAAACAGGUGCGGACCCUGCUGUCCACGUAUCCGAGAGUGCCGGUGCAGUCGACGGUGAGGCCGCCGCAGACGGCGCUGCAGGUGGCGCUGCGGAUGGCGCCGCAGACGGCGCUGCAGACACGAAAUGGGUAAAUAAUCUACGCAAAACUACGGGACGACGCGCGGACAAUUGGGCGCUCCUCUUGCAGGCUGUCGCGGGGUCUUGGCCGUUGCCGGCAGCCGCAGCUGCGGUGCCAAAGAUCAGCCACUGCAGCAGCAGGGGGUCACGAGGACCGUCGAUGGUCUCUACACACGUAUCAGGAGUCAGAACAAGUAGCAGUCAGCCCCCCAGCGUCUGCAGCAUAGGCCAUUCCUCGGCUGAAGACUACUGCCGCAGCAGGGGGGGGUGGAGUUUAGUGAUGUCAAUUCUCCACUGGAUAGAAAGGAAGAUCUCGAGUGAAGAACGCAUCUUGAGGAAUACGCGCCGUUCUGAGUCGCCUUUGAAAGUCUGCAGCAUCUGCUGUUGCUGCUGCUGCAAGUGCUCUCCUUCCUCCAUAGUGAUUAAGACAGCUGCAGCGCCGCUAGCAGACCCUACGCAGGCACCACUAUAUCCCAUUCCUCCUCCGCCUCUGAUCUUCUACGACGGACAAGGAAAGCGCACGUCAGGAAAUCCUGGCUGGUACGCACACAACUACCCACUUUUCCGCCAGCCACGUAUCCAAAGGUUGGGAAUGCUCUACUGGAAAUGGCGAAGCGGUCAGAUUCAUGUCCAUUCUCUGAUACUGCUUCUACUUCAGCAAGCAAUACGGAAGCUCUUACUCCUUUUCAAGACACUGCUCCUACAGUCCACGACACGGCCGCGCUUCUCUCACACAAGCAGGAGGCGACCAUCUGCCCCCCCGCUGGACUUAGCUGCAGAGGAAUCGUACAAGCUUAGUGAUUCCCCCGCCGAGGCGGAGACAGAUGACCAGCAGCUACUCGAUAUGGACGUGCAGGACCGCCAGAUGCCGCACGUGUAUGCCGCAUACGGCUGCGAAGGGACGCCGCCCCUGCCGCGUGGAGGAGGGGAAAGGCGCUGCAGAACUAAGCAAGGCAGCAGAGGAGAAGAACAUGAUACGAGUACCAACGAGCGGAGUUCCUGCAUUUCCUCCCUGAUGCAAGGCUCUCCAGGCGCUAAGAUCGCUCACGAUUGCCGCAGGGAUGGCCCGGGCGUCACAAAAAAACUAAAAAGAAGCAAACGUCGCAGUGAACGCAACAUCGCGGAGGAAAGUCAGCGUGUCCACCCAAGAUAUGGUGCAGUCUCCAACGUCCAGGAUGGGAAAACAGGAGAAGAAGCUGCUGGCGGGGACUGGCUUGGUCACUUCUUCAAGCUGUUCACAGCAGAAGGGUUCACACCGGAAACACAGAACGAAGAAAGAGGACCAGUUCCAGGCCUGACUGAGCAUCAGAGAGGCGCCCGCGCCGGCGAGGAGGAGGGCAGGCUGCGUCUGCCGAGCGUCAGCAUUCCGGAAAUCGUGGAGAAAGGUUGCAACACCGAGGACAGAAGCCACACCUUCCCGAGGAUGCACGGAACAGCAUUACUGGCUCCGGCUGACGUGGGCAAAUCUGAGGAGUCUCUGUUCAAACGCUUAUCGGCCCAUUUUACCAACUUAUCCCAGUUCUGUAAGAAGAAGGAAGCAGAAGCUCGCCGCUCCUCAAGGGGAAAGGAAACAGAACAGAGAGUUCAGAAAGUUACUGUCGCGAAGUGGCUGCGGCAGCUGCAGCAUUAUGAGUCAGAGUCAGAGCUCUGCCUUCGCGUCAAGUUCCUAGUUCUGUUGCUGAUCAUGUUUCCCUUUGUCCACGGGGUGUAUAUUCCUUGUCUCGGUCUGAUAUGGCUGGUGCGCCGGGCGUACGAUGCCUGCUGGUGGUUCUACGCGACGCGCUGCUGUAGCUACACAACAGCGAAGCGGCAGUUUCGUUGCUGGCAGCAGCAGAAUAAGAACGAGCAGCAACAGAUGGACCCGUGGACAUUACAGCAACAGCAGCAGCCACGUCAGCAGCGUGAAGCAGGAGCUUCAUUCUCUGGUACUUACGAAGAGACAGACGCACUCAAGCGAACACAGCAAGACCAGCAGCAGCAGCAGCAAGAGCUGCAGAUGAAGCACAAGAUGGAGGGCGCGCAGCAAGACGUGCAAGAGGCAGAAGCAGCAGCGGCAAUGCAUCAGGCGUUGCAAGUAUCGCAGCGAGUGAAGCAGGAAGACGGGUCCGGGCAUCAAGGACAGCAGGAGAAGGUAGCCAAACGGGAGGAGCACGAACGACAAAGGAUGCAGCAAGAAGAUGGACAGGAGGGAGGAGAAGCUGCGGAGCAGGAUUUGCAGCAGCAGUUGAUGCAGUUGCGCGGCCUAUCCAGCACGUCAAGCUGGGUCUACCUGAUUCUAAAUAUACUAUUCAUCUGGAGAGCCAUCACAGGCAUCAGGUCUCUUUUCGCGCGUAAAGAAAGUGUAAGCCAGCGCCACGUUACAGGUCCGAGAAGAAUAUACAACAUUACAUGUAGCCUGUCAUACAUACUCUUUUCUGUGCUACGCACAGCCUACCAAUACUGCACGGUUCCUCUUUUCUCUCUCUCCCGCUCUCUGGCGUCCCCGCGUUUCCUACUCCAUUCUGCCUCCCCUUUGGCGGACAGGCAGAAACCUUCCAAUCUUGAUGCUUUUGCAAAAGCUUCAGGGUACUGGAGCAUCCUUUAUAUUCUUCUCCGCCUCGCCGCUGCUACAAACAAGUUUGCAGGGCUACUUAAAGGACGAGGAUCUUCAAGGAAGGGAGCUCUCAAUGCAGUAGGUGUAAAGUCAGAGUAUGCAGCAACGACUAAAAAGGACGCGGAGAAGAGCACACUCAUUAAGAAAGAAAGGGACGCCGGAGCGGUAGCAGCUGUACAUAAGGAAAUUCGUACAGGGAAGGGAGGAGCUGUGUUUCUCGGUUCCAGUGGCACACGAGAACCCGAAGAGUGCAGACAAUGUCGCUCGACAAGCGAGACCCAUCUCCAGGAAGAAGAAAAAGAAGAAGAAGAAGAACAAAAAAAAAAAGAAAAAGAAAAAAAAGAGGAAGGAGAUUUUGCGACCCGUCUGCGUCUAUUAGAUACGAAAAGUCAUCCCCUUCCGGGAGCCCGGAAGCGAUUUUUCCGCGUUUCAGAAUUCCUUUUUGAGGCUGCAGCCUCUGUUAUGCGUCUGUCUCUCGUCGAUCGUCCUAGUGUACCUACAGGUAGAAGGCAAAUUCAAAACAGCAGACAGCUACGAGAAAACUGUUCAGUAAUAGCGGACGGCUCCAAGACAGGUCCAUCUGCGAGGAUGAAAAAGAAGAAAGCAGAAAUCCUAGGUGCAUUGAACGGGCAAGAACUGUUCCUGUUUUCUCAGCCACACCUGGUGGUGUGCGCUUUUGGCUACACAGAGAGAUUGACGCGCGGCGAGCUGCUGCGUGUCGUGCAAAAGAAGAUGCUGGCGCGACAAGAAGAUUUCUACAAAUUUCAACAUUCCAGUAAAGGGGAGGAACGCGUAGGAAACACACCAGCUCGGCAUCCACCUGGAGCAGACGCAGAGCAGAAGAGACGGAGGGGGAGACAAAUGGACUGGAAGGAGAGGAGGAGAAGAAGCGAAAGGACAGAAGGACACCUGCGAGAAGUAAAACAGCAACACACAGGGCAUGGAAAAGACGAAGGAGAAGGCCAGAUGAAGAGAGAUAUGAACGAGGUGGAGUAUGUGAAAUCGGCGUCGAGGGAGAUCAACAAAGAAGAACUGGAAGGUGUAGAGGAAAGCUUUGCAGACACCGAAAAUGAGGAAGAUGAUGUGCCACUGCUGUGCUACAAGCAUCCACGACUACGUACGACAAUUAAGAUGGUACUAGGUCGCCACUGCUGGGUACGAGACGAACAUUUCUCAGCUGAUAGACAUGUUAUCAGUCUUGAUAGACAGCAAGUUCUUGCUCUCCUAGCACUGCACCAGAGACAGCAGUCGCCGGCAGAUCUCCAAACACUGAAGGAAAAUAUACGGCGGCAGCAGACCGAGUCUCUGAGGGCGUCGCGUCUUUCGCGCGCUCAGCAGCGGUGGGAGAACAAGCGUGAGGAAGAAACGAAGAAGGGAGAAUCUUGCUCGUCCACCGGAGAGCAGCCGGCACAAAAGGAGGAUAAACCAAAGGGAUGCACAUUCGGGGAGGGAAAGGACCAACAGGAAGAAGCGAGAUACUGUGAGAGAACAAGAAGAGCGGACAGGUGGUCCGAUGGUGAGGCAGGCGUCGGCACCUCGGGGGCCGGGCGUAGUAGUCGGAGACACAGAUAUGCCUCAUGCAUGAACGAAGACAAAUUUCUCGCGAAAGACGAUAACCUGACCCCCCUUGGGAAGCGGAGAAGUCUUGUCGAUGAACGUGGUGGUAGCAAAGACAGCACUGCAGCCGCUGCCUCAUGCGAGCACUGCAAACAAGGUGGAGACGUAGAGGAGAUGAUGGCUUUUGUCCGCCGGAGUCUACGCUCUGGCUGGCACGCCCGCACGGGGGGAAGCGAGGACCUGCUUCUAGGAGGAAACGUGUGCCCGCAUGCUGUAACGCGCAGAAACACCAGAGAGAACAUGAAAGAUGAAACAGAAAAAGAAGGUAGCUUCUGUGUUACAUGUGGCAGCACCCCUUUCUGCAGAAGCAGCUUGCAGACAGAGGAUGGAAAGACAAUGUCAGACGUGGGGGCUGCCUACUACUGCGAUAGGAACAGUAAGCACCGCAGCAGCACCAAUACUAACACAAUACGCGAGACGGCUGAGGAGGCCGAGAACGCAAGCGAUGAAGAGAACAAGGGGAAGGACAAGGAGGAGGACGGGAAGGAGGUGCAGAGCGGCCUCCGGCGUCCUAAUAUCUCCAUUCCCGGCGGAAGUGAGAGGAGCAAUGAUACAGAAGGAAUCUCAGCUACAUGCACUGCUAAUAGAGGAAGAGAAGGCACCCACCACUGGAGGUCAAGGAACAGCAGCGUACCAUGUAUGCCGCUCAACAGUGGCCACUGCAGGAGCCUGCCAGAGGCAGAACAGCGUGGGUGCAGCGGAAGAAAGAUGUGUGACUGUGUAGUGCGUAAAGAGGAAGCAGAAGCGCUGGUGGCAUUGCUAAGCAGUCAGACUCUUCCACCUGCCCAGCCACUGUGGCAAUUUGUGCUGCUCGAGUCUGUAGAGCUCCCUCUAGACGUGUCCUCUGCAUCAGAAGAAAUUCGAUAUUUCACACAACAGCCCACCGCACGUGCGUGUCGCGAGGACACGAAGAUCAAAAAUAAUGAUUGCUAUGCAGACGAAGGCAGCAAGAGUGACAGAGACUGGCUUCGCGACUGCUGCCAGCGAGACAAUUCUUUGAAGGAAGGGAAGCAAGCUACAAGCGGCAGAAAACGAUCUGCAGCAAGCAGCACAGCGUCUACACGCAGCAACGGAAUACCUCUGCAGGAAAUGGAAAAAAGAGAAAGUACCGGGACAAGACAGAGCAAGACAGGACAAGUCGAAAGCAUGCGGCGGGACCCAGGCGGGAGUAUCGAUGGCAGCAGAGACUGCGUAGCUCCUACAUUCAGCAAAAAUAGUGGUCAACUGGUGUGCCUAAGAGGGAGAAGAACAAGGAGGAAUAAGAACGUAGAAGAAGAUGAUGCCCUCAGAACACCGCAGAGCGGUACUCAGCACCAACUAGGCAAAGAACAGCAGCAGAGUACUCAACACCAACUAGAGAAAGAACAGCAGGACACGCCUCAUGUAGUCGCCCAGCAGGAGACGGCCACAGAGAAUACGAAGACAGCUCCGCAUCCACCAGUACUCUCGAACAGCAGUAGUCUAUCAAAGCUAUCAAACACAACGAGCGCAGCACACGGAGGCAACUGCAGCGUCGUCCAAGUUAAUAUAGCAUGGGGAAGGAGAGGGAUUACGAGCCCGGGAGGCUGUAUCGAGACUGAGAGAGCUCCGCGGCGCAGUUUGAAAAGGAGGCUUCAUGACUCUUCGCGGGAACCUCAAGCAGACAACUGGACCACGCGAAGCACUGUAAGAAGUAGGUGCAGCGACAACAACUCUAACAAACCGCGUGUAGGGUCUCUGCUACUUUUCCGUAUUCAUCAUGCCGUGGCUGAUGGAAUUGCUCUUAUCAACAUGUUCCUUUCCGACGUCUUUACAGCGCAGCCGCCGCAGCAGCGGACCGAUCGCAAGGCAGAGCAGCAACAUGUGUCGCCUGCGACUUCGUCAGCAGUACCAGGUGAUGAAGAUGCAGCCACUGUGAAACAGAGUGCAGCUAGUGCGGCAAAGGCUUCCGCACAGUCAGGUAGGAAGCAGCUCGAGCAGCCUGUCGCUGCAGUGAAAGGCCGGAUAAUGAGUGGACGUUCCGGCAGAAGUGAGACACAGAGAGAGGCAGGGGAAAAACAAAGUGAACCCGACACUAAGACAGAGACGCUGGACACGAAAGACUACCCAGCUGCUUCCUUACAAGUACUGCCAGAAGAUAUGCCGUCGUCGACUCCAGCGACCACAGCUGCAUCAUCUCCUGCUUCCAGCGGCCGCUGUUUCGAUGGAAAACCUCUCCACAAGUGUCUACCUGAGUCAUCGGCGGCAGGUAUCCAGCCGCUUCCUCGUACUCAUCACUAUGCAGGUGGCGCCUUGCCGGAGUCUGCUGCUGCUGCAGUGGCCUCCCCUAGGGAUGGUGCUGCUGCUGCUGAGUGUCCUCCUGCCGUCAAACCUUCUUCGUCUUCGGCUUCUGUCCGCCGUGCAGCCACUACAAGCGAAGACACAAGCGCUGCAGCUGCUGUUACAUCUGCUGCGGCUGCGGAGAAACUCUCGGUUCUGACACAACCUCUACUACGUGCAGUCAGCUUUCUCUGCUGCCGCGGCUACUCGUACUUCUCCUCGCGUACCUGCAAAUUCCGUGGCACGUCUGCUCGCUCCUCGUGCUGCGCAGAGAAAGGUGCUGGGAUAAUCCGCGACAACCCAAACGCGUCAAAAGAGGUCUCCAGCAUUCUUGUGUAUUUCUACAUGUGCCGUCAGUGCCGGGGCAGAAAACGAAAACGUGUAUAUUCUAAGAAGAAGCGGCAGCUGGCAGUGUCGGGCUGGGCGCAUGACGUCCAUUUUCGUUUUGAUUUGCAGCGCCUGCGAAAGCUGCGGCGUUCUCUGGCGGCAGCAGCUGCAGCAGCAGCACGAGGAGGAGAAGAAGCUGCAGUAGCACCAACAGGAGGAUCUACGCGGCCCGCGGAGAGGGAUGUUUUCUGUAGUUCUCGCUCCGCUCUCGUGCUUUCCGGACGACUUCGGCAAGUGCUGCAGCACUGGCUUUCUGUGGGAGUCCCCUAUCUCUCUUGCCUGCUGCAGCACUCAGAACUGGCCGCAUUUGCACGUCGCUUAUGCCACAGGUUGAGGUACUCAGCGUCCACCCAUUCAACGGAUCUGUCGCUCGCGCUUCCUGCGGUUUCGGGUGGCGCUGCUGCUGCGGCUGCUGCUGCCGCUGCUGCUGCUAUGCCAGAAGUUGCUCUGGCUGCUGCAGGCUUGGCAGAUAACUCAGAAACCGCCGCUACAGAGAGAUGCGGCACACGGGCGGCGGCGGACACGUCCCGCCCGGAUACGGCGGCUCAGCGGGCAACAGGAGGCCUGUCUGUAAUGUCUGGAGGCCUGUCUGCAAUGUCUGUCUUUCACGCAGCUGCCGAAAUUAUUCGUCUUUGCGCGCGAAGGAGGACCUGCCGCACUAACAGCAGCAGCCGGCACCGGCUAUCUCAGGCAGGCCUGGCAGCAGCUUUCUUUUGUCCCCCUGCCACCGCCAUUGCUGCGGCUGCUGCCGAUCCUGCCUCAGUUAUGAAAGGGGGAACAAGUGCUUUCACCAUCAAUGAGUUGCUAACGAGCUGCAUAGCUGGCGGCAUAUGCCGCUACAUGCACAUCAAAGCCGAGGAGACACAGUCACAAGCCGUGGAAGGAGAGACAGAAGACUCACAGGUGUGUUCCUUGUAUAGCGCCAACAUUGUUUCCACUCCAGCUCCAUUUGCCGGUUGUUCGGCUUCUCCGAAGAAGCAACAGGCGAGCAACAGCGGGGAAAGACGGAGAACACAACGUUCUGCUCCUCGAGAGAGGUGUCAUGAAACAACGCGCGGACUCUCUCCGUGUUCCCCAGGUACUUGCAGAAAUGCUAAACGCAGGUGUGUUGUUGCCGGCGAGAAUGCAAGACAUGCAGGAGACAUUACGGAAUACGACAAGUUCUUCUCGGCAGCAGUGCAGUACGAGUAUGCUCACAGCAGCACUGCGGACGUUCAGCAAAGCGCGAGCACUUGGCGCAGUACGGAAGACACGCCCCUUCUCAGCCAGAGGAACAAGGGACCAACCAGGAGGAAAGAGGAACCAGCAAGGAGGAAAGAGGAACCAACAAGGACAGACAGGGACGAAGACAGGUACGUGCGCAGUCCAAGACGCCACAGCGUUGUCGCCUCCUGUGCGUGCGGCUUAUCGUCGUCAACCACUCACGUACGGCUGAGGGCAAGAAGCAGUGAUGCAGGGGUGAGUCCGCCUGCUAAGAGAAGCCGCCUGCACACGCCUGUGCCGCGGUGGACUGAGGGAAAGAAAGAGCAGGCACGCAGAGGCUGCAACAGGGCUGCAGUCAGCAGCGGCUGCGUGCUGCGCAGGAAAGAGCGAAUACAGGUUUUCGAUGGCAACAGCAUCAUAAAGGACUACUUAUGUCCGCGCGGGGCUGGGGAAAAAGAAAAAGAGGCACGGAGAGGCGGCGAGGGCGCUGCAGUCUGCAGCGGCUAUAUGCUGCGCCGGAAAGAGCGAGUUCAAGUUUUCGAUGCCGACCGUGUUAUAGGUGAGGACUACUUACGUCGUUUCACGAGUGACAAAGGCACGGGAGCCCACCAAGCAGCAGCUGACGGACGGACCCGCGCCGGCAGACGGCCCCGCAGCGGGCCAGAUGUACCGUCGGAGGAGCAGCAAGGAGCCUCCAGCAGCACCACACCUGUUUCAACUGCAGAGAACAAUCCGGCUGACGGUGCCGGGAAUCAGCAGCAUGCUGCGAAGGGACCAGACGCUUGCAGCAGCCGACAGGGGACGGAGUCUGCUGCUGUAGAAGCCAUACGUCCUCGCAAGGCAGUGGCAGCAGUUGCUGCCGAACCUAGCAAGCCGAUGGCAGCAGUUGCUGCCGGGACGAGCAAGGCAGUAGCAGCAGUUGGUGCCGAGACGAGCAAGGCAGUUGCAGCAGUUGGUGGCGCGACGUGGAGACGGCCUGCGCAGGCGGAGAAGCAUGUCACAAAGGACAUCCCCCUACAUUGGCCGGAGAGGAAGACACGAAAGCAACGACUGUCAGUGCACCUCAACAUUGUAGUGCCCGUCAAUCUGCGAACAACCGAAGAGGAAUCAUUUCAGCUACGCAACAAGUUCACGUCCGUGGUCGUGCAGCUGACCCCGGAGGAUCUGUCUGCUUCCGCCUCUGCCUACGAAAGGUGA